AUGUUUCUUGAGAUUAUUAUCUUCUGUUUGACAGCUGUCGCGUUGUACGCUGUGUACUUUGUGAAGUCCUUCAACACCACACGUCCAACAGAUCCACCGGUGUACCCUGUGACGGUGCCUUUUCUUGGCCACAUUGUCUCAUUUGGAAAAGACCCGCUUGGUUUCAUGCAGCGCUGCAAACGAGAGGUGAAGUCUGGUAUUUUCACAAUGAACAUUGUUGGAAAGCGUGUGACCAUUGUUGGUGACCCGCGUGAACACAGUCGUUUUUUCCUUCCUCGUAAUGAAGUACUUUCACCGCGGGAGGUAUACAGUUUCAUGGUGCCUGUAUUCGGUGAGGGCGUUGCCUACGCCGCGCCGUAUCCGCGGAUGCGUGAACAACUGAACUUCCUCGCAGAGGAGUUGACGAUUGCGAAGUUUCAGAAUUUUGUGCCUGCGAUUCAGCACGAGGUGCGUAAGUUCAUGGCGGAAAACUGGAAUAAGGACGAGGGUGAGAUUAACAUUCUCGAGGACUGCAGUGCGAUGAUUAUCAACACUGCAUGUCAGUGUCUCUUUGGUGAGGAUCUUCGCAAGCGACUCGAUGCCCGGCAGUUCGCGCAGCUGCUGGCGAAGAUGGAAAGCAGUCUCAUCCCGGCAGCGGUGUUUGUGCCGUGGCUGCUGCGCCUUCCACUACCGCAAUCCGCACGUUGUCGCGAGGCACGUGCACAGCUGCAAGAAAUCUUAAGUGAAAUCAUCGUUGCCCGCGAGAAGGAGGAGGCACAGAAGGACAGCAAUACUUCAGAUCUUCUCGCAGGAUUGCUUAACGCAGUCUACCGCGAUGGAACCCCCAUGUCGCUACAUGAAGUCUGUGGUAUGAUUGUUGCCGCCAUGUUUGCCGGUCAACAUACCUCAACGAUCACCACUACGUGGUCCAUGUUGCAUCUUAUGCACCCUAAAAACAAAAAGUACUUGGAUAAAUUGCACAAGGAGAUUGAUGAGUUUCCUCCACAGUUAAACUAUAAUAAUGUUAUGGAUGAAAUGCCAUUUGCAGAGCGUUGCGCUCGUGAAUCCAUUCGCCGUGAUCCCCCACUUGUAAUGCUUAUGCGAAAGGUGAUGGUGGAUGUGAAAGUUGGUCCAUAUGUUGUUCCCAAGGGUGACAUUAUCGCAUGCUCACCACUGCUCUCACACCACGACGAGGAUGCUUUUCCCAAUCCUCGCACAUGGGAUCCAGAACGUGUUGAGAAAAUUGAGGGAGCUUUCAUUGGAUUCGGUGCGGGAGUACACAAAUGUAUUGGUCAGAAAUUUGGCCUUUUACAAGUUAAGACAAUCCUUGCUACUGCAUUCCGUGAAUACGACUUUGAGUUACUUCAGAGCGAAGUACCGGAUCCAGACUACCAUACAAUGGUUGUCGGUCCCACACUCAGUCAAUGUCGGGUGAAGUACUUUCGCAAAAAGAAGUUAACGGAGUGA
This is a messenger RNA of Trypanosoma theileri, 1446 nucleotides long. RefSeq names its product lanosterol 14-alpha-demethylase. NCBI's taxonomy places the organism in Eukaryota, Euglenozoa, Kinetoplastea, Trypanosomatida, Trypanosomatidae. The transcript has a single exon. Gene Ontology annotation, biological process: sterol metabolic process. Bases 1 to 1446 code for a protein of 481 amino acids. The record is from RefSeq and is a predicted model, not a curated record. Gene Ontology annotation, molecular function: oxidoreductase activity, acting on paired donors, with incorporation or reduction of molecular oxygen; heme binding; monooxygenase activity.